This is a messenger RNA of Colletotrichum spaethianum, 2085 nucleotides long. RefSeq names its product putative beta-glucosidase I. Gene Ontology annotation, molecular function: beta-glucosidase activity. Bases 1 to 2085 code for a protein of 694 amino acids. The record is from RefSeq and is a predicted model, not a curated record. NCBI's taxonomy places the organism in Eukaryota, Fungi, Ascomycota, Sordariomycetes, Glomerellales, Glomerellaceae. The transcript has a single exon. Gene Ontology annotation, biological process: glucan catabolic process.
AUGGUAAUCCGGGCCUCCUGCCCUCCUGAAUGCCUCAUGACAGCGUACAACUCAAUUAAUGGCAAGCAUGCUGAUAUGAACAACUGGUUGAUCGAAGAAAUCCUCCGCAAGCAAUGGGGCUUUCAAGGUCUUGUGAUGAGCGACUGGGGCGGCACAAAUUCAACCCUAGAGAGUCUCCUUGCUGGCACGGACCUUGAGAUGCCAGGACCACCCGAACGGCGAGGCCAAAAGCUCCUAGAAUCUUUAUAUGCAGAUACACCAGAUGUCAAGAAGGCACUGUCCGCAAUCGACACUUCGGUCGCUCGGGUUUUGCGACUGGCUGGAAAACAUGGGCUCCUAGGAUUGACGCCCGAAGCAGCUUGCCGUACGCGGAAUUCCCCAGAGGUUUCAUCAACCACGGCCCAGGAUGUACGGUUGAUGCGUGAAAUCGCGGCAAACGGUAUUGUCUUACUGAAAAACAACGCAAAGGCUUUGCCGCUAUGCGUGUCAGACUUGGAUGGGAAGCAAGUCGCCUUCAUCGGGCCCAACGCUUUGGUAGGCACGCCGGGAGGCGGUGGUUCCGCCAGUAUGAACCCUCAAUAUCUUAGUCAUCCUAUGUCUUCUUUCCAGACGGCAGCGGCUGAGCUUGGCAGUAAGGUCGAGGUAAAAUACGCCAUUGGUACCGUCGCGCACAAAUGGCUACCUCUGCUUUCGAAAUCACAUUGGUCAGCAUCUGGUCAGGAUGCGACCCAGUCAGAAAACUCCCUGAUCCGAAUCGACUUUUACAAGAGUUCGAGUCCGGAAGGGGCCAUCGAAGAGACACAGUAUCGAGACAGCUCGUCAAUCGACCUCUGCGACAGCGCCCCAAAGGCGUUCCAGGUUGACCCGGUGCCUCCUUACUCCUUCCGGGUGACCUCGGUUCUGACACCUCAUUCAAGCGGUACACAUUGCUUCAGCGUCAGCAGCGUUGGUGAUGCGACACUCCGAGUUGACGAUGAGCUUGUUGUCGACAACCGAAACUGGACACAACACGGGGAGACGUUCUACUCUUUCGGAAGCGCCGAGCUCACAGGGAAGAAGUACCUUGAGGCAGGAAAACCAUACCUCGUUUGUGUGGAAGGCUGUGUUCGGAAAGAGCCUCGGCCAGAUCAGGCUUUCUCGUCAGUUAAUCACGUCUUUGCCACGCAUCCUUCUGUGCGUCUAGGUUACGAAGAAGAGCUUCCCGAGCGCGAAGCGCUCAUACAGGAAGCUGUCACGCUGGCCGAUGAGAGUGAAGCUUCUGUGGUUGUUCUCGGUUUGACUGAUGAAUGGGAGAGCGAGGGUUAUGACCGACAGUCAAUGGCCUUACCUGGGGGGCAAGAUAGCCUUGUGGAUGCUCUAUUACGCAAGGUGAAGCGUCCUGAGAGGCUCAUCUUCGUCAAUCAGUCUGGGUCGCCAGUGGAAUUGCCCUGGAUUGAUCGUGCGUCAACCUUCGUGCAAGCUUGGUAUGGCGGCCAAGAAGCAGGAAACGCACUGGCAGAUAUUCUCUUGGGCACCAUUAACCCCUCUGGCAGAUUGCCCAUCACCUGGCCCAAAGCAUACUCCGAUCUUCCGUUUGCCCAUGACCCGGAGUCAUGGCCAGGCGUGAACGGAACCGUCAAGUACAAGGAGGACUACCAGGUUGGAUAUCGUUGGUACAGCCACCAUGCAAAAACGCAGCCUCAAUGGUGGUUUGGUUGUGGGCAAAGCUAUACCAAUUUUGAGCAAAACAUUACGUCCAUUAGCUGCGCUGACACUGGCAGCUGGACAGUUGAGGUGUCAGUUGUGAACGUUGGAAACUGUGAUGGUGCCGACGUCGUCCAGCUCUAUCAGUGGCCAGCGGCAGAUGAGGAGGAAGUCAUGCUUGUCAGUUUUGCUAAGACUACGGUCAUGAAGCCACAAGAGUCGCUACAUCUAGCUUUAGAAGUCAACAAGCGUGAUGCAGCUCGGUGGGUAGAGGACAGAUGGGUCAUUGCUCCAGGAGAGUAUGUGUUUGGGCUUGGCAUUGGAGCUAUGGAGAGAGACGGAAGAACUUGGAAACUGUAUCAAGAUAUGGCAGAGUGGCCAGCUGCCAACGACAUGCAGUGA